AUGUAUUAUAAGAUUUCUUGGUGUGACGUAACUCGGCUCAUCAACGAGACUCUUAUAAGAGAAAGAGGAGCUGGAACAACCGAGAAGUAUUUUCCAUCAAGAAUAUCAUUACAACUCACACCAACACUUGAAACAAGUAGUGUUUUAAGCAUAUCAGUGAGCAAAUCAUCAGAGAAUCCCACAAGAGAGAUCAGCAUGGAAAAGAGCAUCCAAGGUUCGUUCGAUCCAAACUCGUUUCUAGGACUAAGUGUUUCGGCUGGUGAGACAAUGUCAAUGAGCUUAAGACCAUGGAAGUUCGAGCAAUCGGUGCAUGGAAAUAGCGUGGAUUUGAAUUGGUUUCUCCACGAUAGCAUGGAUGGAAGGGAGGUAUUCUCAUCAAAGCCAUCGAGAAUGGCAAUGUUUCAACCCAAGGCUUGGUUUAAACAUAGAUAUUCGAAAGUUUAUAGGCCUUUCACUCGAAAAGGAGGGGUAAUAUUUGCUCAAGAUGAAUAUGGAGAAAAAGUUUGUUGGAAGUUGAAGAAGAAGAAUAUUAGUAUUAAUGGUGAGACCAUGGAUUGGGAAUUGAUUGGAAGGGUUUGGUUAACUUAUUGGCCUAAUAAACACAAAACACUUUACACUGAGACUAAGUAUAUGAGGUUUAGGGAAAUUCUCAAGCUUACCCUGCCGUGACUUCAAUCCAUAAUGAUUCAUGCAUG
This is a messenger RNA of Impatiens glandulifera, 695 nucleotides long. RefSeq lists its product as uncharacterized. The record is from RefSeq and is a predicted model, not a curated record. NCBI's taxonomy places the organism in Eukaryota, Viridiplantae, Streptophyta, Magnoliopsida, Ericales, Balsaminaceae. Bases 1 to 669 code for a protein of 222 amino acids. The transcript has 2 exons.